Molecule: messenger RNA, 1179 nt
Organism: Tricharina praecox
Lineage: Eukaryota; Fungi; Ascomycota; Pezizomycetes; Pezizales; Pyronemataceae
Product: Ca2+ regulator and membrane fusion protein Fig1-domain-containing protein
Exons: 3
Coding region: 1-744 (247 amino acids)
Biological process (GO): conjugation with cellular fusion
Cellular component (GO): mating projection tip; membrane
Source: RefSeq, a predicted model, not a curated record
AUGGUUGAGCGAAAGAUCAAGUUCGUGUUCGGCUUCCAACCACUGUUACUAGCAGGAUGCUCGUCAAGUUCCGUGUUGAUACCGUCGAUAUUCCUCAUUAAUCUCUGGUACGACCGCACGUCCCCCGUUUUCGACCCCGCGCAAGUCGACCCGGGCUUGUCGCGCGCGAUCGGCAACAUCGUGGGUGAUGCUCAGCUGGAGGCCCGUGUCGGUUUCUUCGGAAUCUGUGUCAACCCUGACGGCGGUUCGUGGCUGUGCUCCGCGAAUGCUUCCUCUCUGGCCGCGCAGAUCCCUUCGGACCAGGACCCCCUCAACCUUGUGUGGGUCGCGCAGACGUUCAAGGACAGCAUCGUGUUUCCCUACCUCAUCAUCAUCGCUAUCAUUCUCGCUACCGUUGUUUUACUACUACUCGCUACGUUCCCUGGCUACGAGGAGGAGUACCCGGGUGGUCCCAAUGUUGGCCGGUUACCGUCUAGGGCUGUCAGCCAGAUUGCUCUGGCGGUGAUCUUCGUGGCUGCUAUCUUCGUGCUCGUUUCCGUGCUUUGGCAGCAUACGGCGUCCGUUGCAGCAGCGACUAUAGCGGAAAACAUGGGGAAUGGAAGUGUCCAAACGGGAGUGGGUGUUACCGCGAUGAUAUUAGGCUGGUUCGGAUUUGCACUGUUAAUCAUCGUUACCAUCGGUCUCCUUGUCAUGAUUCUGUCCAUGCACCUGGUUGAGAAGUUGACCAACGAGGAAGAGAUCUAAAUCUACACCCAUCCGACACACGACGAACCUAAUGAGGGCUAUGCCAAUUGUAUUACAAAAAGAAGAUAAGUACGGGUCAGGGGGUUUGGGGCUUGGUUGGUUGGGCAGGGUGUCAUGAGUACGAUGAGUGUCUCUUUUCAUUUUCGGCGGUGGCGAUUUCCUUGAUGCAUUUCCUUUGGGUUUUCUUUUCUUUUUCUUUCCUUGUCUUUCCUGGGCGGGAUGGGGGCGAUUCGGGCUUUGCAGUUAUAACGAACGACUACGAUGAUGUGUUGGUGCGAUGGGAGAAUUUUGGGAUGAGGAUUUUUGUUUUGUUUUACGAUACCAUUUCCUAUAUCCACACACGAUGGUUGCACGGGCUGGGCAUGUACAUGUAAUUAUGAUAAGACUGCUUUUGAAUGGUGCAAAGCAGCAGUAAGAUGAUGAACAAAGCUUGCA